AUGGCUUAUCGUAUAAACAUAAGGGCUUAUUCAUUAUCCUCUUCCCAACCUCCUCUUGCUCUGAAAUUAACAAAUGAUCCCGUAACUCAGAAAACAGCAAGCAACACUGUUACAUGUUUUUACCAGACACAUAUUGGAGGUUACUGGCGAAAUGUGACCAUAUUAUGGAGCAAGGAUUUGUCUAGUCAUUCCCUGAGCAUAUCUGUUGCAACCAGGGAAAGUGAUGAUCAUCAGACAUGCAAAAUUGACCUUAAACCUUGGCAGUUUUGGGCAAAGAAAGGGUACAAAACCUUUCAGGUUGACGGAAAUCAAUUGGAUGUCUAUUGGGAUUUUCGUUCGGCAAAAUAUUCUACUAGUCCAGAACCCUGUUCAGAUUUCUACGUUGCAUUAGUUUCUGAUAAAGAAAUGUCUUUAUUGUUAGGGGAUUACACCGAAAAGGCCUAUAAGAGAACAAAAUCAAACGCAGCCCUUGUUGAUGCAAUGCUAUUUUACAAAGAAGAGCACGUUUUUGGGAAGAAAUCUUUCUCCACCAGAGCAAAAUUCGACCACAGGAAAAAGGAGCAUGACGUCGUUGUAGAGAGCUCGACUUCAGGGCCUAGAGAACCCGAAAUGUGGAUUAGCGUAGAUGGGAUUGUCUUGAUACAUAUUCGGAACUUGCAGUGGAAAUUCAGGGGCAAUCAGACCAUCUUAGUUAAUAAACAACCGGUUCAAGUCUUUUGGGACGUAUAUGCUUGGCUAUUUUGCAUCCCGGGCUCAAACCACGCGUUGUUUAUCUUCAAGCCAGGUGCACCAGAGGCGGAUAGUGACAAAGAAGAAAGCUGCAGCCAUGGCGAUGGAAGUGAUUGCAGUGGGGAUAGCAAGUACUAUUCAACGAUAAGCUACUCACAGGCUUCAAGGUUCUGUCUUUUCCUCUAUGCAUGGAAGAUUGAGCUCGUUCAAGCCCAUCUUGGGACAGCCUGCAGAUCAAGACAAACUCUCGAAAAUUGUGAGGAACCAGGUCUGGCCUGGCCUGCCACAAAACUGGGGUCAACCCCAGCCCGACUGAUUGUUGGUUCUGCUCUUACAGGAACUUUGAUUCGUGGACAGGAUGAUCAGUCAGAAUUCAUUAGUGUAGACUGUGGAAUAGCUGAUGGAUCCCAUUACACCGAUCCCACAACCGGCAUAAUAUAUAGUUCAGAUGCAGGCUUCGUCCACAGUGGUGUAAGCAAGAGCAUAUCAGUUACAUAUCAGACCAAUUCCCUUGAAAGGCAGUUCUUAUAUCUCAGAAGCUUUCCUCAAGGAACCAGAAACUGCUAUACCCUAAGACCUGCUCUAGGCAAGGGUAACAAGUAUUUGUUAAGAACAAGUUUUAUGUACAGAAAUUACGAUUCUAGGGGUGAAUUGCCAACUUUUGAUCUGCAUCUAGGAGUUGAUUUAUGGGACACAGUUACAUUAGAAAAUGAAUCCACUCCACUGAGGAAGGAGAUUGUACACAUUCCUUCAUCAGAUUAUAUUCAUGUUUGCCUUGUAAAAAGGGGAUCAACAACACCCUUUAUAUCAUGUUUAGAAUUGAGGCCUUUGACUAGAAUCAUGUACACGACAGAAAAUAAAACUCUACAACUCACUGCACGAUUGAAUUUUGCCCCAACAUCUGAGAGAUUUAUAAGGUACAAAGAUGAUAUUUAUGAUCGCAUAUGGAAGCCCUCGACUCCAGCCAACAGUACCACAAUAAGGACGAGUUAUACGAUUUAUAACCCUGCCGACUAUUUUAGGCCACCGUCUGCUGUCAUGAGUUCUGCCAUCAUCCCGGAGAAUAAUAAUGACUCUAUUUCUUUCGAUUGGGUAUCUAAUAAUCUCAAUGAUGUGUUUUACAUGUACUUGUACUUUGCUGAAUUGCAAGCGCUACAACAAAAAGAAUACAGAGGAUUCAACAUCUCAGUGAAUAGGGUUUUCUGGCAUGGGCUAGUUUCUCCUACAUAUCUAUCCUCGCGUGUAAUAUACGCCAACAAGUGGUACACAGUGACCGGUCGCUCCAAGUAUGUAGUCACGCUAGAUAGAGCUGCUAAUUCAACUCUCCCACCAAUCAUCAGUGCCGUGGAAAUUUAUGCUGUGAAAGAUUUCUCACACUCACAGACAGAUGAGAAAGAUGUUGAUGCCAUAUUAAGCAUCAAGUCUGUGUAUGGACUGACAAGAAACUGGCAAGGUGAUCCUUGUGCUCCUGAAACUUUCAUUUGGGAUGGUCUCAGCUGCAAAUAUAAUAAUGUACAGACCCCCAGAAUUCAAUCACUGAACUUGUCCUUUGGCGGAUUGUCCGGAAUAAUAGCUCCUUACAUAUCCAACCUCACAAUGCUUGAAUUAUUGGAUCUGUCCAAUAAUAAUCUUACUGGAAAGGUCCCAGAGUUUCUAGCUGAACUAGACUCGUUGAAAGUCCUGAACUUGAAAGGAAACAACUUCUGUGGGCCAACUCCAGAUCAACUCCUAAAGAAAUCUAAUGAUAGAUUGCUGUCGCUUAGUAUUGAUUAUCCAAGCAACUGUACAGAUGCAUGCCAGUCUCACUGUAAAAAGAAGAGCAAUAAUGCUCUAGUUACAACAUUGGCAUCGGUGCUUGUCUCGGCAUUUGUUCUUUUAAUUGUGUUAGUUACCCUGUGGAUGAUUCGAAGGAGAAGAAAAAUGGUGAUGAGGAAGACGGGUUCCUACUAUAGCAGAUUAAAUCGAACUGCGUUAGACAUUAAGAAUCCUCAGUUUACAUACUCAGAGGUCCUGAAAAUCACCAAUAAUUUUCAGAAAGUUAUUGGGGAAGGAGGAUUUGGAACUGUAUAUCAUGGCUUUGUAGAUGCCACGCAAGUUGCUGUGAAGAUGCUCUCCCCAUCAUCAAGUCAAGGAUACAAAGAAUUUCUAGCAGAGGCCAAACUUCUUUUGAGUGUCCACCACAAAAACUUGACUUCCUUUGUUGGAUAUUGCAAUGAGAACAAUGUCAUUGGAAUCAUUUAUGAAUACAUGGCUAACGGGAACUUGGAACAGUAUCUUACAGAUAGGAACCCCCAUGUUCUAUGUUGGGAGGAAAGGCUUAAAAUUGCAAUAGAUGCAGCACAAGGAUUGGAAUAUUUGCAUCAUGGAUGCAAGCCACCAAUAGUCCACAGAGAUGUGAAGACCACAAACAUCUUACUGGAUGAAAAUUUCCAAGCAAAAUUAGCUGAUUUUGGGCUAUCCAGAGCCUUUUUAAGUGAGGAUCAUACUCACAUAUCAACAAUUGUUGUUGGAACUCCAGGUUACCUUGACCCCGAGUAUUACUCAUCGAGUCAAAUGUCUGAAAAAAGUGAUGUUUACAGUUUUGGGAUUGUUCUAUUGGAGAUUGUCACGGGUCGGCCAGCAGUAGAGAAAAGUAAAGAAUGGACACAUUUAAUUCAAUGGAUAAGAGCAAUGCUUCCCGGAGGAGAUAUCCAAAGUAUAGUUGAUCCAAAGUUACAAGGAGAAUUUGCCGUGUCAUCUGUGUGGAAAUUCGUAGAACUGGCAAUGGAUUGUGUUUCUCGCAAUUCAGUUAGAAGGCCAAACAUGACUUAUGUUGUGGUGGAAUUGAAAGAGUGUUUGGCCUUGGAGAUGACUGAUCAGGAAACACAAUCUAAGGUUUCUGUUGACAUGAUACCGUAA
Fraxinus pennsylvanica is the source of this 3627-nucleotide messenger RNA. The record is from the annotation of a GenBank genome assembly. NCBI's taxonomy places the organism in Eukaryota, Viridiplantae, Streptophyta, Magnoliopsida, Lamiales, Oleaceae.